This is a messenger RNA of Metarhizium album ARSEF 1941, 936 nucleotides long. Its product is annotated as putative protein family UPF0406. Gene Ontology annotation, cellular component: nucleus. Lineage: Eukaryota; Fungi; Ascomycota; Sordariomycetes; Hypocreales; Clavicipitaceae. The coding region runs from base 1 to 936 and encodes 311 amino acids. Gene Ontology annotation, molecular function: 3'-5'-RNA exonuclease activity. The record is from RefSeq and is a predicted model, not a curated record. The transcript has 2 exons. Gene Ontology annotation, biological process: U6 snRNA 3'-end processing.
AUGGGUCUGGUCGACUACUCCUCGUCCUCUGACGAUGAAGCUUCAACGCCACCCAAGAAGCGCCUCAAGGGGCAACGUGAUCUCUCCGACUCCAACAUACCCCCUCUGCCUGCUGCCUUCCACAAUCUGUACGCGUCUACCGUCCGGCAGAGCGUAGUCGAUGACCCAAGCUUGCACCAGGGGCGGAGGCGGCUCAAUCCUCAUGUGCCCGGACACUGGCCCACGCAUCUCUAUAUCGAGUGGCACCCGACCAAAGUGCAGCACGACACGCUCCAGGGCCUCAUCAAAAGGACUCAACAAGAGCUCGGCGACGGUGUCCAGCUUCACGACUUUCUCAACAGCCAUCUUGGAACCGACUUGCCUCUGCAUAUUAGUCUCUCGCGACCUCUGAGCUUGCCUACACCAAUCAAGGACGACUAUCUCUCCAAAGUCGAACAUGGAAUUCGCAGUUGUGGAACGGGUGUUUUCUCGGUCAAACCCUCCGGAUUGGCGUGGUACAAAUCCCCAGAUUCAGAUCGCACAUUUUUCGUCCUACGCGUCGUCACUUCUGCUCUUACAAAGCGUACAAGCUCCCGUGACGAUCUCGGACAUGUGCGACUGUCGACCAAUCCGGAGCUCACGCUGCUUUUGACAAGGUGCAACACGGUAGCAGCGCAUUUUGAUCAGGCCCCUCUUUAUCAACAGACGACAAAAGAGCCUGUGGAUGCGGCGUUUCACGUCUCCAUUGGAUGGACACUGGGGGCGCUCGAAGAAGAGACGUGCCUGAAAGUGUUGAAGUUCUUUCGAGACAAAGAGUUUGAGGACAUAUCCGCGUGGAAUGUCAAGGUGGACGGGGUAAAGGCCAAGAUUGGCAAUGUGGUUACCCAUAUACCCUUGGCGGGAAACGUCACGACAAAAAGCGACGACGACCUUGCAGACUCGCUAUACUGUUCAUGA